AUGGACGACCACAAUGCCCAAUGCCCAGGAUGCACAAGGACCUUUUUCAAUGCUCACUACUGCAGGAGCCACCAAACCCAAAAGAAAUGCUAUCCUGAACCGGUCAAUGUUUCAGUUGCACAUACCAAACCGUUAUAUGCCAACUCACUGCACCAACAUGACGCACCAGACCAUGAUGAUUGCAAGCCGUCACCAUUGGUGCCAGGUUCACAGCCACAUGGGGAAGAUAACACAAAUGCUGUACCACGCGUUGCCACAACACGCAAAGAACUCCAGCAACAAAUCCAAGAAAUCAUACUGGGAAUUCUGGACAAGAAUUGGCACCAUCAAAACUUGUCCUUGCCUGUGCUGCCUGCCACCAGUCCCACCAAAGCUGAAAUAUCAAAUCCUGAUGUGACAAGGCUUGAGCUACCUCCGGACAUGGAUAAAAGAAUUGCAGAGUUCUUGGAUGACAUGCUGGCCAAAUUCAAAGCGCCACCAACCAGUACCAAAGACCAGGACAAUGGCAAUACUGAUAGUGAUAGCAAUAGCAAAUCUGACUUGGAAACCGCAAGUGUCAAUACCAAUGGACAACACAAUAUAGACCUUGAUGAAAUAGAAGUUGAAUUGUUAUUAGACAUAGAAUCCAAGGACGGCUAUGAAGCUUACCCGGAGUUUGGUGAAGACCAUUUGGCUCUAGAUGACAAUAUAGCUAUGAGCCCAACACCAGAUACAGACAUGAUGGAUAUUGGUCAAACCAACAAGGACCUGCAAAUGGAUGAGUUGGAUAUGCCCAGGGCUUGUUUAAGGCAAUGCCUCAACUGUCUGGAGCACUUACAUCAGCAGAAGGUACACACAGCAAUGUUGCCGGCUUGGCCAUUUGCGGAUUAUCUUGAGUUCCAGUUUGUGCAAUGGCUGGUUGAGAAUGAUGUCAGUCAAGGAGCCCAAGACAAGUUAAUCAAGCUACCAAUUAUAACCCAGCAGGCUGGUCUCUCCUUUUCAAGUAAUCAUACCCUGAACAAGCUUCUUGAUAAGCUCCUGACAGCUGGUCCAAAGUGGUGGCGGAUUACGCAAAAAAUCACUGGCAAUAUUACCGGUGCAAACAGAAAAAAACUCACUGAAUUAGUGGAGAUAUGGAUGCACAACAUACUCCAAGUUGUAGAAGAGUUGCUGGGAAAUAUUGCGUAUGGGAAGCAGUUAGUUUUUGUCCCACAAAAGGUCUACCUGGAUGACAGCAAGAGAAAGAUAGAUGAAAUGUGGACGGCUGAUUGGUGGAAUGAAACACAAAAAAAGCUGCCACCAGGGGCAACGGUCAUUCUGAUAAUAAUAUCUUCAGAUGCAACCCAACUCACCAAUUUUUUGGGUGGAAAAUCUGCCUGGCCAGUGUACAUAACUAUUGGAAACAUACCUAAAAGUAUCUGUGCAAAGGUCAGUAGCUAUGCAACCAUGUUGCUGGCGUACCUCCCUUCUCCAAAAUUCAACUGUUUCACAAAGAAGGAGAGGGGGAAUCAGAAAUGCAAACUCUUUCACCAGAGUAUGCAAAUGAUUCUUGAGCCUUUGGUGAAGGCCAGGAACAAGGGUGUUGAAAUGGAGUGCGGCAACAGACAAUGA
Messenger RNA from Rhizoctonia solani, 1590 nucleotides. Its product is annotated as helicase swr-1. The transcript has 9 exons. NCBI's taxonomy places the organism in Eukaryota, Fungi, Basidiomycota, Agaricomycetes, Cantharellales, Ceratobasidiaceae. The record is from RefSeq and is a predicted model, not a curated record. The coding region runs from base 1 to 1590 and encodes 529 amino acids.